GUAAAGCCUGUGACGAUAUAAACCAGAGGUAGGGGUUUAAAACUAAUCCUCUUACUGAACUCGAGUUAAAUCUGUCGGAUUGUUUCCAUGUGAUGAUGAAGAUGAAGAGUUAAUCUGUGGGGGGUGAUGCCCCUCUGAUUUCAGGGCCCAGUGUGUGUGUGCAUGGGUGUUAGUGUGCAGCGGAGAGCGAGACGGUGGGAGACUCAGGGAGUCUGGCUGGAGGUCUUACCAUGGCUGAUAACACCAGUGAUGAUGACGUCAUACACCUGGGCAGCUUCAGCGCACCACGCAGCCAAGAUAGCACAUCGAGAAGGAGGACCUACAUAACUAUAUCUGACGACUCGGACGACGAGCUCAACAUGCUCAGGCCCAAAGUCAAAGACGAAGACGACGAUGACGGCGAAGUGCACAUUUUAGAGGCUCGGUUGCCGCCUCAUCGCGUACUGAUCCGACCUGCUGCUCAAUGGGGAGGCAGCUCGUCCCAAAGCCAGCCGUGUGCGUCGGGCUCGAACCCCAUGGACUCGCACUUUCCUCACACUUCUGUAGCUCAGCCCGCAUCAGGAAAUCAAGCCAUUGGUGUCUUCACUACGGACCAGAACGCUGUACCUUCCACAUCUAAAGAUGUUGUAUUUGUUGGACAACACAUUUCCAUUAAAACUCAGCCGGCGGGUCAGGGCACGGCGCUGUUCACCCCGGCUAACUCGGAGUUAUUGGGUGUGAAAGUGGCUGUGGUGAGUCCGCACCGAACUGAAAGGUACGCCGGGGCCGUAGUCCCAUUUCCCCCCCAGGAACGGCCCACGGACACGCCUCAGCCCUCACACGCAGCGCAGGAGCCUGAGGAGCACCCGCAGCAUCAACCACAGCAUCAGCAGAUUCCUGAACUUGUCCCCGCUCGCAUACCGCUGUACGCUGAGAACGAGAGGCCUGGUCCUUCUACAGUCGCCGAGCCUCCAGCUCCGGAUCCACAAACGGCUCAGCAGGACAGUCUGAAUGCUCUCGUCGCACGAGUGGUGGACCUUUUCCCAGACGUCGAAGAGCCGUACGUGGUGGAACUGAUCGAGAGAAGUGAAGUGAAGGAUUUAAAUGUAAUAUGCAAUAUGCUGUUGGAGAAUCCAGAGUACCUGAGCAAAGCGAACUCCGUAUUAACUCAGAGAAGUGUACUCCUCGAGACGAAUGACAGUGAAACACAGGAAACAGAAAACUAUUUCGACUAUUCAAAGCUAAACCGCGUCGGCCCAGAGGUUGCAAUGCAGGCUGCAGAAAUGCUGAUGGGAGACUUCAGGAUGCUGAGCUGCCAGGAUAUCAAAUGGGCGCUGAAUUGCCUCAAAGGACACUAUGCAAUCACCCGCAAGGCCUUAUAUGAAGCCCUUAAGAAGUGGCAAGAAAACUCUACUGACCCCUCAGGGAAGAGGAAGAAGAGGAAAGAGCCGAACGAACGAGCCUUUAUCAAGUUCAUGUUUGAGCAGGGUUCCUUCAAACUGGAAAGGAAAAUGUUCUUUCUAGAGAAGAACCGGAGAUGGUGCCGGAGUUUCGACAUGCCGCUUGAGCCUUCUCUAAUGAAAGAGCUUCAGUUUUAUGAGCAGAAAGCAAAGGAAAUGGCUGAGCACGAAGAUUUCCUUCUGGCGCUGCAAGUGAACGAGGAGCAGUAUCAAAAGGACGGUCAGCUGAUCGAGUGCGGCUGCUGCUGCGGGGAAUUCGCCUUUGAGGAGAUGACCCAGUGCAGCGACGGCCAUCUGUUCUGUAAGGAGUGCCUGGUGAAGUACGCGCAGGAGGCCGUGUUCGGAUCAGGGCGGUCGGAGUUGAGCUGUAUGGACGGCAACUGUACCUGCUCCUUCCCCACCAGCGAGCUGGAGAAGAUCUUACCGGAGAACAUCCUGUGUAAAUACUACGAGCGUCAGGCCGAGGAGGCCGUGGCCGCCACUUGCGCGGACGAGCUGGUCAGGUGUCCGUUUUGUAACUUCCCUGCACUUUUGGAUAAAGAGAUCUCUCUGUUCAGCUGCCCCAAUCCCCGCUGCAGAAAGGAGAGCUGCCGGAAGUGCCACGUGUUGUGGAAGGAGCAUGCAGGAAAGACAUGCGAGCAGGUGCUGGAGAGGGAUGAGAUCCGGCUCCGGGUGGCUUUUGAGGAGCGGAUGACGGCGGCCCGCGUCCGGAAGUGCCAUAAGUGUUCGGCAGGUCUCGUCAAGUCCGAAGGCUGCAACCGAAUGUCGUGCCGGUGCGGCGCCUUCAUGUGCUACCUCUGCCGCGAGCCCAUCAACGGCUACAACCACUUCUGCCAGCAUGCGCGCUCACCCGGCGCCCCCUGCCGCCAGUGCAAGAAGUGUUCGCUCUGGACAGAUCCCACGCAAGAUGACGAGCGAAUCAUCCAGGAGAUCCAGAAGGAGGGUGAAGCCGAAUUGAACAAGAAGAACAAUCAGUCAGACUCCACCGGUAAGAGAGUGGGUCCUCCCCCUGAACCCACCCCUCCAAAAAGGCCACGGGCGGAACACGCUCCGCCUCCCAAUGCCGCCCCGCAGGGCGUGCGCCCCCCUCUGUUCCUCCCUCAGGUGCUGCUCCCCGGCCCCCAGCGGCUCUUCCUGCAGCCCGUCGCCGCCCCCUACGUGCCCCAGCUACCCAACCUGCCUCCUCUCAACUACAACGUUCCCAACGCCAACUUUGAUUUCAACAUGCCUAUGCACUAUGGCCCUCCACAUCGCUUCUUUAGGGGUCUCUGAACACUCGGUGAUGCUGAGACCUAGACUUGGACUAAAACCAUGUUUUGCUCCAGAAUCUACUAUCCUAUAACCUCGGCCCCUUAUUCUAUUCACGUUGAUUUUUUUUUUUUUAUGAUUUUUUUUUUUCUUCCUUUUCUAAUGUGUGAAAAAAAAAAACUGCAAAGGAAAUUUACCCUGUUUAAUUCAUUUUAUUUCUUUACCCUAUUAUUAUUUGUGGACAAAUCACAUUAUGCUCAUGCACACAAAAUAAUCUGUCAAAUGAUUUUUUUUUUUCCUUUGAAUAAAAUAUAUUGGGUGGGUAUUUUUUCCCCCAUUUAUAGUUUUUAUUUUGAAGCAAGAUCAAAAAAAGGAAUUUAAACAAAACCUGAAAUAAAGACACUGUACAUCUACUAGUAAUUUCUUAAUGAUGAGUUUUUAAGGCUUGUCAUCUAGGAGUACAAAAAUUGUGAGCUUUAGAUUUUUUAAGCAAUUAAAUCUGUUUAAAAAAAAAAUUCUAUAAUUUCUCCUUUAUUGUUUUUCCUCGACUUUAGCCCAGGCAUCUAAAAAUAAAUCUUAUGAGGGUGAGUCAAAAAUGAUCCGCACUCCUGUUAUUAGCGCUAGCCGUUCAAGUCUCCUGUUUCCCCAGUCGCUGCUGUACACCUGUGUGUGUUAGUUACAUUAGUCAUUUGUAACUGCAGUGUGAGCAAAAAUGGAAUCGUUCUUUACAGUCUGAAGGUGUAUCUGGUGCUGAAGAGCAUAAACGCAGGUGUUUGGAUAUCUGUAAACUAAAUGUGGAGCGAUACUCUACAGAAGGUGGAAGUUCCUUAAACAGAAUCAUUACUGGUGACGAGACACGGAUUCAUCACUACGAGCCUGAGAGUAAAAGGCAUGUAUGGAACAGAAACAUCCUCAAUCACUGACCGAGAAAAAGUUCAAAAGUCGACCAUCAGCUGGAAAAUUCAUCAACACUUACAGUUUUCUGUGAUUCUCCAAGGGCCAAAGGUAUUGGAACAUCAUCGGGAAAACGGUUCAACAAUCAACAGUGCUCUAAACUUCGGAGUAAACACAGAGCACCGAUAUCUGAGGUCUGUUGUGAUCUUAAUGCACGUCCGCACACUUCUGCGCCACACUGUCGACACUCUGUGGUGUUAAAGCUCCUUACUAUAGUCCUAAUCUCACGCCAUCAGACUUUCACCUGUUUGGUCCUACGAGUGAAGACAGCAGUGCAUUCGUAGCUCACAGCUCAGACUUUUUGAAUGAGGGGAAAACGAAAGCUUGUAAACCGAACAAGGUGUAUUGAAAAGCAAAAAUAUUAUGUCGAAAAAUAAAUUAACGAAAAAGUUAAUUCAAAUAAAUUGCACCGCCAGAGUGCGGAUAAUUUUUGACUCACCCUCAUAUGUCCAGCCCAAACCGGUAACGCUCUAACGACCAUUCUGACUAAUACUGCUCGGGGUUUUUAGGUGUUUUCCCCAUAUGGUUAUUUUUAUAGACCUCUUCCUGCCAUUGAUCACUGAUGAAUCUAGUCCUACACUGUUUCUCUUUAGUUUUUAUGAUUUUUUUUUUUUAUUAUUUUUUUGCAUAUUUGUCUGAUCUUCCUUUGAAGUUGUAUUUCAAGGAAGCGUGACUGGUUGCCUGGUUACUGUGUGAGGACUGAAACAUGACAUGCUUUAUGAAAAUGAUCAGCGCUGUAGUGAUGCCAUGAGGCUCGAUACACAACUGGACUUCAUUACCGUUCAAAAAGUUCAUAUUUCUCAAUAACUGCACAUCCCUGAGUGUUUUAUUCCCCUUAUACCACUUUAUUUUAUUAAUAAACAACAUAUACUGCUUUUCAGCCG
Messenger RNA from Clarias gariepinus (North African catfish), 4525 nucleotides. RefSeq names its product ring finger protein 216 (gene rnf216). Bases 231 to 2711 code for a protein of 826 amino acids. The transcript is spliced from 16 exons. Gene Ontology annotation, molecular function: ubiquitin binding. The record is from RefSeq and is a predicted model, not a curated record. NCBI's taxonomy places the organism in Eukaryota, Metazoa, Chordata, Actinopteri, Siluriformes, Clariidae.